CUCCCUCACUGCAGUAACAUGGCUCAGACAGAGAUCGUUCUAAACAGAGUCAUAGAAAGUCAGCUCCGAACAAAUAUUGUGCUCUGUGAUGUUCAAUAUACUGCAAACAAUUAGUUUGUCAUUAAUACGAUGGUGCAUGUAGUAAGUUCUAUAAUACUCUGGAUAAAUGCCUUCAACUUUAAAACUUCUACCUUCAUCUAUUCUUGCUUCAUCCUUGAAGGUUUUAGUGCUUCUGAACGCUGGGUCUUUAGGGUCGUACAAACAGUUAUUGGUUAUCUCGUUCAUAAAAUAUGUCUUAGUUUUAACUUCACUAAACCUGCCAUAAUGUAACUUCUGAUAAAGAUCCAAAACUUCUUGAUAUCAAAUACAUCUAUGCAAAGAUACAGUGUAUUUGUGAGCUCUUUCUGACUCUUUUGUGGUGUUUAGAACGGAUUCACCAAAGAAGUCGGUGUAGGGUCUGGAGUUAUCACCAUCAAUAGAAAUCUACUACUCUUCUCCAGUCUCAAUGUAUCCUAUAUCUCUAAAUUCAUUAGGCUAAGAUUUCUCAUAUUUUUGUGAUAUCCUUUGGGCGGGGUCAUCAGUUCUAUAUCAAUUAUUAAGUUAGAAAUUUAUCAGUUAUCUUAGUAAACAAGGUUAUGCUUUAUUUUUAGCCUUUAGACUUUAACUAGAGACUAAGAAAGAAAGUUGUUUUUAUGAUGCCACACAGUAUUGUAAAAUAUUUAGAAGUAAAUAUCUUAAGUUUAUGUAUCCUGGUCUUUUCUUUAGCCAAUUCCUCUGAAAAAUAGCAUGGUUUAGUUACCUUGUUUAGGCUUAGGAACUACUACUCCAGCUUUGAGUUCAAGUUCUCCCCUCUCCGUUGGGAUAUUGGUUGAAUCUUUUCAUGUGUUUCUUUUGUUGUUUUUAGAUUUUGAACCCCAAACUGCGGAGCCUAGUGGUGUAAAAAGGCAUCAUGAUUUGAUGGGAUCAGGCCUAAACAUGUUCCUAGCACUGGUUUUGAUCCAGUCGAGAUCAAGUAGUAUUUCGUAAUCAUCAGUUCUGAGCUUAAUUGUAGUUACACUGUCGCAUACAUCUCCUCC
This is a messenger RNA of Moneuplotes crassus, 1076 nucleotides long. Lineage: Eukaryota; Ciliophora; Spirotrichea; Euplotida; Euplotidae. The record is from the annotation of a GenBank genome assembly.